UGGGCAACAGCAAGCAUUGCAUUAAAAUACUAACAGGCCGGUGUUUUCUCUGUGCAUUGAGUUCAAAAAGUCCUGGGAGUUUCAGACUCAGGCAGUGUGUGCCGUACGGUAACUUUUGUUUUCAAAAGCUGUCAAAACAAACAAAAACAUGUAUUUGUCUACAAGGAAGGAGUCGGCGUUCUUCAAUAUAAGUGUCAAUGUUGAUUUUCACGGAGGAAGUAAUUAGCUUGUGUUUAUAAAAAGUUCAAUUCAAUGUAUUCAAAAGACGGGACUGGCAGUCUGGCGGAAUUUGGGAGAAACAAAAACAGUUUGUGAAAGAAGGAAGGGACCUUUCAAAAGCUGGACGGAACGUGCAUGGAUGAAUGUAGUUUCUAAAAAUGAAACAUGCUGCUGUCUGUGGUCACGCAAAAUGUUUAUUUUUGGUCUUAUUGCAUCAUAAAAAUAUUUAUAACACUACUACUAUAAUACAGUGGGUAUUGUUUUUAUCCAAGCCGAUACAGUAAACCUUUCUUUGAGGAGUGCUAAAGUGCUUAAACACCUGUGUGCAUCUGUUUUUUCUUUACUUAUACGCUGUACAAAGUUUGGUAUCGCAGCUUGACCGAUGCGCACAGUCGUUGACUAAGUACAACCACCAUAAGCAAAACAUGGCAGGGGUGUACAACUCGACCAUGAAGACGCUUGAGGACCUGACCCUGGACUCAGGUUAUGGGGCAGGUGACUCCUGCAACUCCCUGAGCCUCUCCUCCUCCAAGUCCAACUUCAUCAGCGCUCCGCACAGGGGCAACUGGUGGUACUACUCGGGGUCUAUGAACAGCAGAAACAACAGCUGGGAUACCGUUAACACUGUCCUACCAGAGGACCCGGAGGACAUCUUCUCAAAGUGCCCCAGGCUUCUGGAAUUGGAGGAAUUUCCCUGGACUGACGAGGAGGUGGGCAAGGUUUUGCUCAAAGGAGCAGGGAAGGGUACUGUGUUUUCCCAAGAAGCUAUCCGGAGGCUCUCCCUGCUGAUGAGGAGGGCUCUUAUUCGAAUUUCUAGGGAAGCCCAACGUCUUAGCGUCAUGCACUCCCGGUGUACCCGCUUCGAGGUCCAGAGCGCCAUCCGACUGGUGCUCAGCUGGGCGCUCUCUGAAAGCUGCAUCUCAGCCACGGUCAAGGCUAUCUCGCUCUACAGCAUGAGCGCUGGAGAGUGGCUCCGCAAGGGAAAGUCGUCCCGUUGCGGGCUCGCCUUUUCUGUUGGCCGCUUCUUCCGCUGGAUGGUUGACACCCGCAUCUCCGUGCGCAUCCACGAGUACGCUGCUAUUUGUCUGACUGCCUGCAUGGAGGGGCUGGUGGAUGAGGUGAGGUCGCGGGUGCUGGCUGGACAGCAGCCGCAGCACCAUGAUGGAGGUAGCGUGAUCACAGGAGAAGCGUUGGAGAUUGUUGUCAACAACGACGCAGAACUUUGGGGGGUCUUUCAGCCUUAUGAGCACCUAAUCUGCGGGAAGAACGCCAAUGGAGUGCUGUCCCUGCCUGCACACUUCAGCCCCUACACAGAGGGCUCUUCAAGCCCAGACAGCCGCGAGGACGCCUACGCCCAGCUGGAGCUGCGCACCCUGGAGCAGGCUCUCCUCGCCACCUGCGUGGGCAGCAUCUCUGAGCUCAGUGACCUCGUCUCCCGGGCGAUGCACCACAUGCAGAGGCUGAGUGCGGUGCGACCUGGCCUGAGCCCGGCUCGACACUGUCGUCAGCAGCCUGUGUCCUGGUCCCCCGACGCCCUGCACACCCUCUACUACUUCCUGCGCAGCCCCCAGAUGGAGUCCAUGGAGAACCCCAACCUCGACCCCCCCAGAAUGGCCCUCAACAAAGAGAGGCCUUUUCUCCUGCUGCCUCCACUGAUGGAGUGGAUGCGCGUGGCCCUCGUGCACGCAGAGCACCGGCGCAGCCUCCUGCUGGACAGUGAUGACGUCAGGCAGACCGCGCGGCUGCUGCUUCCCGGGCUGGACUGUGAGCCCCGACAGCUCAAGCCUGAGUGCUGCUUCACCUCCUUCAGACGUCUCGACGCCAAGGCAGCGACGGACAAGUUCCAGCAGGACCUGGGCUUCCGCAUGCUCAACAGUGGGAGGACCGACCUGAUCAACCAGGCUAUCGAGCUGCUGGGGCCCGAUGGGGUCAAUACAAUGGACGACCAGGGAAUGACCCCACUGAUGUACGCCAGUUCAGCUGGAGAUGAAGCUUUAGUGCAGAUGCUGAUUGAUGCUGGAGCAAACCUAGACAUUGCCGUACCUGGUUUCUCUCAGAAGCACCCCUCGGUUCACCCGGACAGCCGACACUGGGUAUCCCUGACCUUCGCAGUCCUGCACGGACACAUCUCUGUGGUUCAGCUCCUGCUAGAUGCUGGGGCCAAUGUGGAAGGUUUGGCCAUUAACAAUGGGGAGGACAGCAAUGCAGAAACCCCACUCCAGAUGGCGUCCGCAGCUGGUAACUACGAGCUGGUGAGUCUGCUGCUGUCUCGCGGUGCCGAUGCCUUGUUCAGAGUUCAUGACACCAGGGCUCUGACAUCAUCACUUUACGAGGACAUGAACUGUUUUAGUCACGCUGCUGCCCAUGGACACAGGAAUGUCCUGAGGAAGCUGCUGUCCCAGCCCCAGCAGGGCAAGGGGGACGUGCUGUCUCUGGAGGAGAUGCUGGCGGAGGGGGUGGAGGGGGAGCAGGCCCUGGUGUGCCGGCCGGUCAGUCCCAGUGAGGGACAGAUCAAGCUGUGCAAGGCCCGCAUGAAGGCCCUGCAGGAAGCCACCUACUAUAGUGCUGAGCACGGCUAUCUGGACGUCACCAUGGAGCUGCACGCGCUCGGGCUCCCCUGGAAGCUCCACUCGUGGAUCGAGUCUCUGCGCUCCUCCCACCUGCAGUGUCGGGGCUCCGUCACUCUCACCCUCCUGCGGGAGUUCACUGCCAUCAAGGAGGAUGACUACUGUGAGGAGCUGGUCAGCGAGGGCCUGCCGCUCAUGUUCUCCAUCCUGCGGAGCAGCAAGAAUGAUGCAAUUAAUCAACAGCUGGCCUCCAUCUUUAGUCAGUGCUAUGGCAAAGGUCCUCUGCCCACGAUUCCUGAAAUCAAGAAAAUGCUUCCAGCGCAAUUAGACAACCAUUUCCUGAAUAACGCGGAAAUGUCAGAUGUAACGUUCUUGAUAGAAGGGAAGCCAUUUUAUGCCCACAAGGUCCUUCUGAUCACUGCCUCUGACAAGUUUAAAGCACUGGUUGGCAAUUCUGAAGAUAAACAGGGCCGCAGAAAGAGCAUCGAAAUCACCAACAUAAAGUACAAGAUCUUCCAGAUGAUGAUGGAGUACCUGUACUGUGGCUGCACAGAGUCGCUGGUGAUCCCUGUUUCUGAUGUGCUGGAGCUGUUGUCUGCAGCCAGUCUCUUCCAGCUGGAGGCGCUCCAGAGGCACUGCGAGAUCAUCUGCACUCAGAGCAUCAACCCAGAGAACUCUGUCAGCAUUUACCAUAGCGCCAAGCUGCAUAACGCCACAGAGCUGGCCUCGUUUUGUGAAGGGUACUUCCUGCAGAGCAUGGGGCGGCUGCUGGAGCAUGAGGUGUUCCGGGCGCUGGUGUUCGGACGCAGCAACAGGGUGCAGGGCCUAGAGCCCCUGGAAGAGCUGGAGACUGGGCUGGCCCGGAGGAUGCGCUCUGUCUAUGUCACCUCCAGGGUGUGAAGUUGGGGCUUGGGGAGAGGCGUGGGAAGAGUUGUUUUUUCAUGGUACCGUUUUAGGAGGAGCGCACAUUUUUUUGGGACAUACAGACUUUUUUUUUUUUUUUUAAACAACUCUGUACUAUGUCAAAGCUGUCAACGUAUUAAAUAUUUACAUAAUCAAUUCUACUCAGAUAUACAAGCUGUCGAGAUCACUUACAGGGCAAUACAAGCAGAUUCAGUGUACACGCCAGAUGCAAUCCAAUCAGUACUUUUACAAUGUUUUACAAUGAUUAUGUCUCUAGUUGGAGUGUACCGCUGCUGCCUCAGUUUACAUACCUCUGUUUGGAGUACACAGUGUGGGAAUAUGUACAAUCAAUCAUUACUGUUAAUGCAGUUGGAAGGACAGGGAAUUAUUUUAACAUAGCGAAUGCUACACCAGUAACAUCAGAACCAGCAACCUUUACUGGCUAUCAAAUCAUGGAUACCUUUUCAUUAUAUUCACUACUUCACAAUCUACCAAUGGUCACCAGGCACCUAGAAUGACUUGCUUUACCCUUUCCAAAAGUGUAUACUGAAAAGACCUACUGUAACCCUUUAUAAGAUGUUAAAAGCAGAUACAUAUUAUAGCGUACACGAGGGAGGGUGACAGCAGGGUUGGUGGGUGACAAUCACACGCAGGGACAUAAGCCUGAUAUACUCUCCUUGCAAAGGAGUCGGCUCUUUUGUACAGCGGUAUCGGUGCUGUGCUUUGGUGCGGAGGGUCCCGGGUUUGCGCCCUCACCCUCCGCCUGUGUGUGGAUUGCCUCGCCCUGCCUGCGUUAACCAAGAACGCUACAAUAUUAAUAUAACAUGUAUACAACAAAGUGAACCCAGGUCCCUUUUAUUCUGUAGACAUGUGCACAAAACAUUCCUAUUUAAAGUCUGAUAUUAUAAUCCAGGAAAGCACUAUGCAUUUCUCAUUCCUCCAGUUAUCCUGCCAGCUACUGGUAUGCUGUAAAUAAAAACUCCUGUAAUGCACAAUUUGUUAUGUAUCUGAAUAUCUGAUAUCACAAUGAAAUGUCCCGUCCAUAAAUAGAGUUAAUCUGUUGAAUACAUGGUACGCCAAUACUGCUCUGGAGUGGGAAUAGUAUAGAUUUUGCAUUGAUAAGAGAUCCCUUCUUGCCAUGAUAUAGCUCUGCUUGUUGCACUUUUCUAUUGUUAAUUCACAAAGUAUAGUGCAUCUAUCAUUUUCUGUGAACAUGACCUUUCACAGUUCCAUAUUUCAUGGAUUCUGUAAAAAUUCACAAAGGUACUUUUUACCCUUCAUAUGUGUCAUCACUGACACUGUAAAUAGUGUAUGUAACUCCCCAUUGUGUAGCAUUAAUGAACGUAUUACAGCUAAGCAGACAGGCUCUAAUAAACAUUAUGAACGAA
Molecule: messenger RNA, 5077 nt
Organism: Acipenser ruthenus (sterlet)
Lineage: Eukaryota; Metazoa; Chordata; Actinopteri; Acipenseriformes; Acipenseridae
Product: ankyrin repeat and BTB/POZ domain-containing protein 2-like
Exons: 17
Coding region: 645-3686 (1013 amino acids)
Molecular function (GO): protein heterodimerization activity
Source: RefSeq, a predicted model, not a curated record